Messenger RNA from Acanthosepion pharaonis, 1146 nucleotides. The record is from the annotation of a GenBank genome assembly. Lineage: Eukaryota; Metazoa; Mollusca; Cephalopoda; Sepiida; Sepiidae.
AUGAAUCACAGCACGGCUCAUCUUCCCCGGCCAGCCAGGGUGCAGAAGAGGAGGAACGACCUCAUUUGCUGCUCUUGUUUUCUUCUUCUUCUUCUUCUUCUUCUUCUUCUUCUUCUUCUUCUUCUUCUUCUUCUUCUUCUUAAUAAUAAUAAUAAUAUUUCCAUUAUCUUCGUUGUCAUCGUCUUCUUUCUUCUUCCUUCUAUUCUUUCCUCUUCUUUUACUUCUUCCUCUUCAUUCUUCUUCUUCCUCUUCCUCCUUUUCUUCUUCUUCUUUCUUCUAUUUCUUCUUCUUUCUUCUUCUACUUCAUCAUCUUCUACAUCUUUUUCUUCUUUCGUCUUUCUUCUUUUUCUUCUUUUUCUUUAUUCUUCUACUCCUUCUUCUACCUCUUUCCUCACCAUCCACUCUUUCUUCUUCUCAAUCAUCUUUCUUUCUAUCCAGUUUCCUCCUGAUAUCUUAACUAUUUUCUUUCUUUAUUCACUCACCGUCUCUCUCUCUCUCUCUCUCUCUCUCUCUCUCUCUCUCUCUCUCUCUCUCUUUCUCCCUCUUUCCCUCUCUCUACAUUGCAAGAUUUCUUCUUUUUCUUCGAAUAUUUCUCUAUAUCUCUUUCUCUUUUUUAAAUCUCGUCUUCCAUUUUCUUCAUUGCUCCCUCUCUCUCUCUCUCUCUCUCUCUCUCUCUCUCUCUCUCUGAUAAACUCGCGGCUAUCUUAUUUCCCCCUUUUCUGUCCUGAUUCUUCUUCUUCUUCUUCUUCUUCUUCUUCUUCUUCUUCUUCUUCUUCUUCUUCUUUGUGUCUGUUUUUCAUUUUAUCCCUAUUGACAUAUUUUUCACUUUCCAAUACCUCUAUAACCUCUUCUCUGUUUUUCUUCUCCUCCUACUACUACUUCACAUUAUUAUUAUUAUUAUUAUUAUUAUUAUUAUUAUUAUUAUUAUUAUUAUUAUUUAGUCAUUCGUUUCUGUUACAGUAUCUAUUACUUUUUUCUUUUUUAUAUUGUCUUCCCAAGUUUCCGAUAAAACAUCUUCAUUAUUUAGAUUUAUUCUUUUUCCUGUUUUUCAUUUACGUACUUCUCUUGCACAAUCCACUUCUUCUUCGUCUUCUUCUUCUUGCUUCUUCGUCUUUCUUUUUCUUCUUUUAUUCUGAAGGCUUUUAA